AUCGCAUGCAUGACAUACCGAAAAGGAGAGAAAAUGACCAUAAGCAUCCAGGAGCAUAUGGCUAUUGACGUGUGCCCAGGUCCCAUCAAGCCCAUCAAGCAGAUCUCCGACUACUUCCCUCGUUUCCCCCGUGGCAUCCCGGCCGUUGUCACCCGAAGUAACUCCCUGAAGUCUAACGUGAGCCAGCCAUCUGUCAGUCCUUCAGAAAGUUCCAGGGAGGAAGAAGAGGAUGUGGACAAAUUGUUUGGGGCAUAUGGAGCUGCUUCUACUACCACUACUUUCACCAGCCUACCUUCCAAGCUUGAGGAUGAGGUGGACCUGGAUGGGUAUGAAUCAGAUGAUUGCACCACUCUAGGCACACUGGAUUUUAGCUUGCUGUACGAUCAUGAAAACAAUGCUCUGCACUGCACAAUCAAUAAAGCAAAGGGCCUUAAACCAAUGGAUCACAAUGGACUGUCUGACCCAUAUGUUAAAUUACAUUUACUUCCUGGUGCUAGUAAGGCAAACAAAUUACGAACAAAGACCUUAAGGAAUACGCUUAACCCCACAUGGAAUGAAACGCUAACAUACUAUGGGAUCACAGAUGAAGAUAUGAUUCGUAAAACUAUCAGAAUUUCAGUAUGUGAUGAGGAUAAAUUCCGCCACAAUGAGUUCAUCGGUGAAACAAGAAUUCCUCUGAAAAAACUGAAGCCCAAUCAAACCAAAAAUUUUAGCAUCUGUCUAGAAAAACAGCUACCUAUAGAUAAAACAGAAGAUAAAUCUUUGGAGGAACGUGGAAGAAUUCUUAUAUCCUUAAAAUACAGCUCACAAAAGUCAGGGCUCCUGGUAGGCAUUAUGAGAUGUGCUCAUCUAGCAGCUAUGGAUGCCAAUGGGUAUUCCGACCCCUAUGUAAAAACAUACUUGAAACCAGAUGAAGACAAGAAAUCAAAACAUAAAACUGCUGUGAAGAAGAAAACGCUGAAUCCAGAGUUUAAUGAGGAAUUUUGUUAUGAAAUAAAACACAGUGACCUUGCAAAAAAGACUUUAGAAGUCACAGUCUGGGAUUAUGAUAUUGGAAAAUCAAAUGACUUUAUAGGUGGAGUUGUAUUGGGAAUCAAUGCAAAAGGAGAACGUCUUAAACACUGGUUUGACUGCCUGAAAAACAAAGACAAGAAAAUUGAACGCUGGCACACGUUAACAAAUGAGCUACCAGGAGCUGUUCUCAGUGACUGA
Messenger RNA from Nanorana parkeri, 1212 nucleotides. It is a transcript of the gene DOC2B, whose product is annotated as double C2 domain beta. The coding region runs from base 10 to 1212 and encodes 400 amino acids. Lineage: Eukaryota; Metazoa; Chordata; Amphibia; Anura; Dicroglossidae. Gene Ontology annotation, cellular component: membrane. The transcript has 9 exons. The record is from RefSeq and is a predicted model, not a curated record.